Molecule: messenger RNA, 2568 nt
Organism: Naegleria fowleri
Lineage: Eukaryota; Heterolobosea; Eutetramitea; Acrasida; Naegleriidae
Exons: 1
Coding region: 1-2568 (855 amino acids)
Cellular component (GO): nucleolus
Molecular function (GO): nucleic acid binding; ATP binding
Source: RefSeq, a predicted model, not a curated record
AUGCCAAAGAAAGAAUCCAUUCUCAAGCGACAUUUCAAACAAAUGCUGAAAAGCAGCAACAACAACAAUACCGAUUCAGUAUCUUCUCAAAAGAAAAAGAAGAGAAAACAUGAUAUUACAACAAAUGGUAGCAGUAAUGAAAGUGGUAGUGGUGAUACAAGAAGUAAAAUAACAUCGGAAGCAACAAGGAGGAAUGAAACGCAAUUUGAUGAUGAAGAAAAUAAUGCUGCGAAAUAUAGCCAUGAGGAUGAGGAUGAUGAUGAGGUUGAUGAAUAUAAAGAGUAUGAAAAUUAUGAGGAUGAUGGUGAUGAUGAUGAAAUGAAUGAUGUUGAUAAAAGUAAUAAUAAUAAUAAUGAGAACAUGAAUGAGGCUCAUCAUCGGAAUACUUCUUCAAGCAAGGAUCAAGAAAACCAAGAAAACUCGUCCAAUCACUCAACCAAAAACAUUCAACAUUCGACAACUAGUACGGUGGAAGCUCCAUCCAUUGAACAAACUCAACUCAAUUAUCAAGCAAAAUUAGCCCUUCUUUCAAAGUCUAAACCACUCCAUAGAAUUGAUCUCGGAAAGAAAUGGACAGCUCUCAACAAUCCACCCAUUCAAAGUGAGCUUCUUUCAGUGAUUCAUGAUGAUUUCAAAUUUACUCACAUGUCUCCAGUCCAAGAAAAUACAAUUCCUUUGUUGUUGAAUAAUAAGGACGUUGUGGUACAAGCUCUGACUGGCUCUGGUAAAACUCUUGCUUUUAUGAUUCCAAUUUUUCAAUAUAUACUGACCAGACAAUUUGAGGGAAGGACUCCAUCGGAGGAGGAAAUGGCCUCAAGGCGGAAGAAUGUCUAUUCGAUCGUGUUGUUACCCACACGAGAGCUAGCUAGACAAGUUUAUGAUGUGGCAAACAAAUUUUCUUCAAAAACAAAUCUGAUAGUGAAAUUAUUUAUUGGAGGAGAGGAAAGAGAAACCCUGCAGCCUGCCUCUGAAUUUUCACAAACCUCAAAAGAUAAGCUGUCAAAGUUAGAAAGCUCGUUUCUGGAUUGCAACAUUGCCAUUGGAACUCCAGGUCGAAUGCUUGAUUAUUUAAAAUCAAAACUAUUGAAAGUGAAACAUUUAGAAAUUUUAAUUAUAGACGAAGCAGACAUCAUUUUGAAUAUGGGUUUUCGACAGCAAGUGGAUGAAAUAUUAUCACAUCUACCCAAGCAACGCAGAACUGGAUUAUUUAGUGCGACUCAAACCAGUGAACUUGAUGACUUGGUUCGCUCAGGUCUUAGAAAUCCAAUGAAAGUCACAGCAGUUGAAUCUCAUGACAGUGGAAACGACAAGAAAAAAGUCACAGUUCCCUCCCAAUUAACUAAUUUCUUCUUGUACUGCGAUUACAGACAAAAGCUAAAUUAUUUGAUUCACCUUCUCAAGAAUGACGAUCCAAUUCCGAGUGGAAACAGCGUCAUUGUUUACUUUUUAACAUGCGCCUGUGUUGAUUUUUAUUCUAAACUCUUUCGAGAAAUUUUGGGAAAGAAGGAUUUACAAUCGAUUCAAUUAUUUUCAUUACAUGGUCAAAUGGUUCAAAAGAGAAGAAAUGCCGAACACCAAUCAUUCAAGACUGCCUGUGAAGAAAUUUCGAAACAACAAGAAGCCUCCAGCGAAACAAGCAAUGAAACAUUGCCCACUCCAACCCACAACAAGAAGGCAGUUCUAUUUUGCACAGACGUUGCAGCAAGAGGUCUCGAUUUUCCAAGUAUUUCAACAAUUAUUCAAUUUGACGCACCGACCAACCCAGAUCAAUUUGUACAUCGUGUGGGGCGAACAGCGAGAAUGGGAAAGGAAGGCCAAUCCAUGCUCUUUUUAGCACGUUCAGAAAAUGAUUAUAUCGACUAUUUGGAAUUUAAGAAAAUUCAGAUGCAUGAAUUGAGGCCCUCUCAGAACAUGAUUUCACAAAAUUAUGUCAAUAAGGAAACUCUCAAGAAGGUUAUUCAAAGUGAUAGAGAUAUUUUCGAGAAGGGAGAAGAAGCACUAAAGAGUUUUGUAAGGUCCUAUAAGGAACAUCAACUGUCUUAUAUCUUCAAAUUUGACAAGUUACGAUUUGAUCAAUUACUGGAGGCGUAUUGUGUGUUAAAACGACCCACCAUUCGUGAAAUUAAACAACAGAUGGAAAAGAUUGUUCUUCCUUUUGCCAAGGAUAUUAUAGAUCCUGAUGCCAUACCUUACAAAGAUGUGAGAAGAGAAAAAUCAAGAUUAGAGCGAAUGAAAAAGCAAGAAGAAAACAAACAACUUUUGGAAGAACGCAAAAAAGAACAUAUCAAGGAGCAGAAAGAGCAAAAGAAAAAUUCUGUGAAUUAUUUGAAAGAUAAAGUCAGAAAUAGGAGUGACUUGUCUUCGAGAGAGAAGAAACAAAUAUAUAACAGAAUUGAAAAUCAUGAAUUCAAUGAAGAGGCCAUGUUGUUGAAACGACUCAAGAGAAAGGAAAUCACUGAGGAAGAGUACGAAGAAUUGACUGGUGAAUCGAAAAUGGAAGAAGAAAUUCUCAAAAAGCUUUCUGAAAGAAAACGAAAACAAUUACAAUCUCAAUUCAAAAAGAAAUAA